Molecule: messenger RNA, 768 nt
Organism: Prunus armeniaca (apricot)
Lineage: Eukaryota; Viridiplantae; Streptophyta; Magnoliopsida; Rosales; Rosaceae
Source: the annotation of a GenBank genome assembly
AUGAGACAAAGAAAAGGCAAAAAAUGGAGAAGAAGAGGUGAGAUUAUAGCAAGAGAUCCCCUCUCUUUGGCACAAUUCUGGCUUUUGUAUCGCAUCCCUUUUGACAUGAGUUCUAUCCUUCUGCAGGAAGAAAUUCCCGCUGAAGUAAUAGCAGAGAGUAUUGAGCUAGCAAAGAAACAGCAAGAGGCCCAAACAGCAAAGCCCACUAGUUCAAAAUUGGUUCUCUUUGAUGAUGUAGAGACAGAACAUUCUGUUGCCAUUCCAGCACCUAAAGAGGAGGAGGACAGAACUGCUGGGACUUUAGCUGUGGAGAGCAAUCCUCUUAAGCCUCCUAUUGUGGCUACGCCCAUCCAUUCCAUUAUAGGUUCAUCUGCCACUGCUUCCUUUGCUGAUCCAGAGCUGUCAGAAUUUGAGGCUAUGGAUCUGGAUGCCCAACUGGACAUGCUUGAGAAGCUCAGCUCUACUCCUGGCAAAGCUAAAUUUAAGGCAGUAGAUGAGGCUGUGGAUAGAGUGAGAAUCUGGCAAUCUACCGAGCUGAAUUUGGAUGAUAGUGGUGAGGCUUUUGACCAAUUGAUGAAAGAUAUGGACCUGUUGCAUAAGGAGAACAUGGCUCCCAGGCCUAUCCUUGAGCUCAGCUUGGGCCUGGCGAGGGACGUGCUCAAUCUCCAGAACCGCUAUGAGGAUCACAAGCCCUCUUUUAAAGCCUCUGAGUUCUGCAAGGCUACUCAUGAAGCCAACUUGGCUGAUUAUGCAAAGCAGAAAACAUAA